Lampris incognitus (smalleye Pacific opah) is the source of this 4152-nucleotide messenger RNA. Its product is annotated as centrosome and spindle pole associated protein 1-like. Lineage: Eukaryota; Metazoa; Chordata; Actinopteri; Lampriformes; Lampridae. The record is from RefSeq and is a predicted model, not a curated record. Gene Ontology annotation, biological process: positive regulation of cytokinesis. The transcript is spliced from 29 exons. Gene Ontology annotation, cellular component: centrosome; spindle pole; microtubule. Bases 335 to 3772 code for a protein of 1145 amino acids.
UCAAGAGGGCGCGGAACAUCCACCCCCCUCCCCCCGGGGGCUAAGCCUUAGCGUCUAAACCUGGCCGCUUUUAUAGUUGCGAGUCCGUGGUACGGUUUUGUUACCAGGCUAACGGCCAAACCGGCAUAGCGGGCGAGCUAUUGAGGAGCUAAAGUUAUGCUAGCUUUCUGGCCAAUGCUUUUCCGUUUUUUUUCUUCUCUGCCAGCGUCAACCUAACUCUUAACAUGUCGUAACUAGCUGGCCGAACAGUUCGACGUCCGACAAGUGCCGUCUCCCACCCAGUGUGAUACUUCGUCGACAUUAAGGCUAGCUUGUUUGUCAUCACCUAACACUGAUGGAUGAUGUACUGGAGAAUUUCCUCAGGGAACAGAAGGCAAGGGUGGCAGAAGACAAAGCCAGUUUGGAACAAGACCCUCCUUACAUGGAAAUAAAGACCCAACCCCGGAGAGCUGAUGAGUCCACCACUAAAGAGAACAUUCCUCCCACUAAGUUGUCUGCAGUGCAAUGGAAUGAAGAGAGCUACUGCAUGGGUCUACCCCUCGGUGUGGACUACGAAAGGAAGAAACAGCGACUGCAGCAAGAGCUCCGCAUGGAUUAUAGACGCUACAUGGCUCAGAAAAACUGUCUUGAAGCUGGUGGGCCUGGACGAUCAGUUCCUCUUGUUUAUAGGAGAUCUUUGAAGGAGAACCUAGCUCCCCAUCAUCCUUUCCUCCUACCUGAACAUCAGUGCAGCCCCAAACAGGGAACCCCCUCCACAAAGGAUGUAGCCACUCUAACGGAGGGAAGUAGGAGGUUGCGCAGGAAUGCCAGGGCCCCCUUCCCUAAUGAAGAAGAAGAGGAGGAGGUGCUUGCUCCAAUGGAACGAGCAAGGCUGGAGAGUCCACUGGCGUCAGAAGAGGAGAAAUACACGGAGGAGGAGGAAAUGGAGCUGGCAGAGGGUAGGAGGCGAAAACACACCGGGGUGGAGGCCAGCUGGAGAAGACGCUCCAAUAAGAUGGGCAACAGGAAGGAUUUGACAACACUUGAAAAUAGAGCAUUUGAGCCCUCUGGCCUAUAUAAAGCUCCAAAAGCUUAUGGACUAAGCCAGGAAAGCGAGAAGGACAAUCCAGCAGGCAGAGCCAGAGUAGGCAGGAGAUCUCGAAUACAGACCGAUGAAGCUGAAUUUGCUACUGGACUUAUGAUUGGGCCUUCUGACACAGAGGAGGCCUUACAGAAGAGGAAGGAGCGCUAUAGGCUGGAGCUGCAGGAACAGAUAGCUGAGCAGCACCGAAAUAAGAAGAGGGAGAAGGACCUGGAGCUGAAAGUUGCUGCUACUGGAGCAACUGACCCAGAGAAACAGCCAGACCGAAUCAAACAAUUUGGACUGAGCAGAAGAGCUUCCCAAAGUGUGGAGCCAUCCGUGGCAGGAGACGGGAAGUUGUCUGGUGGCCUACACAGCAAUGAGAGGCUUUGCAGGGGUAAUGGAGAGAGGGAGCCCCCAGUGCAGACUCGUGUGGCCUUUCCGUCCCCUCUAUUGGAAUAUAGCUCUGCCCUGGGCUUGGGAGGUGGAGGGCAGUCUCCAUACAGCCACUCCACAGCAAUGCCCUUAACUAGAGCCAUGGACACUACUAGAAUUCCAAUGUUGCCUCCACACCCACCAUCCACACUAGGCGAAGCUUAUAGGAGACUGUACAGUGAGGUCUAUCCAUACCCUGGCACCAGAAACCUUCUAGAUCCAAACCAGCCCUACUAUGGUCAACUGCCUGUGACUAGUGAUGACCUCCCAGUGUCCUACUGGAAUCUUCCACAAGGGGGAGCCCAUCCUAGUCAGUUGGGCCAGUAUAGCCCCCACAGUCAGCACAGUGGAAGCAACCUCCCUGAGCCUACAACACAGUCCCCAGGCAGGCCUGUCAGUGAGAACGUUGCAGUGGACUCGGGAAGGGUGCUGUUGCCAUCAGAAAGGGACAAGAGCAGCAGAGAGAGAAUGCUGAGCUAUAAAGACGCUCUCAAACAGCAGAUCCAGGAACGUCAGGAGCAGCGGCGUCUGGAGCAGGAGGAGAGGGAACGCUAUGAGGCCAAGCUGGAGGCUGACAUGAAGAACCGCCAGCCCUGGGGCCGUGGAGGAGGGGGAGCCCCAUUGCGAGAUAGCACCGGGAACUUAAUCACUGACUUGAACCAGAUGCACAAGCUGAAUGAAGAGGCUUACAGCUGCCCAGAACAGAGGCAGCGAAGAGCUAUGGCUGCCAUGACAGCCCACAGAGGAGAACAGCCUGAUGCCAGUGACGGGAUCUCUGGUUUUGCCCAUGUGCAGGGCCCCCAGUUUGCCAGAGGCACCGUGUUUGCCAACCAGUCCACUCUCCAGCAGCUCCAGGAGCAGGACAAGUACAAAGCCUACCUCAAACAGCAGAUUGAGGAGAAACGCCGCAAGAAGGCUGAGGAAAGGGAGAGGAUCAAACUGGAGGAGGAGCGUGAGGAGAAGAGGCUUGCGGAGCAGAGGGCUCGUAUCCAGAGAGAGUAUGAAGAGGAGCUGGAGAAGAAGAAACGCAAGGAGAUGGAGCAAAAAGCCAAGAAUGAAGAGCUAAUUCAGCUGGCUGAGGAACGGAGGAAGGAGGCAGAGAGGAAAAAAAAGGAGGCAGAGGAGAAGGAGAACUUGGCGCUGAGGAGACAAUACGAGAGAGAGAAGCAGGCACGCCUGGAAGAGGUGCACAGGGAGCCAUCUCCACCGAUCCCUGCCCUGCAGAGAAGACACCGGUUACCCCACUACUCACCCAGACCUCCCACCGUUGACAGCCAACGCUCCAUUAACCCCCUGUCUGAGCACUGUCUCUCUGGUCUCCAGUCCCCUCCUGUCCCCGCCUGCAGGAACCAACUGCGAGCUGCAGAGGAUCAGCAAGAAGUAUUCAGCAAGCUGUCAGCAUUGCGUCGACAGCUGCGAAGUGAGCAGAAGCGUCUGGAAGGUCAUCUGUUACAGGCUGAGUGGGAGGAGCUAGAGUCUCCUCCGAGGAACAGACACAGAGAGCGCCCUCUAGUAGAUGUGUUUGACAUGGCCAGGCUGCGGCUCCAGGCUCCUGUCAGAAGGCCCUGGUCCAGGAACACAGAGCCCAGCAACUUGCUUCGCAUCCAUGACUCCCUCCAACUCAAACAAACAGAGGCUGAUACCAGAACAGGUUCGGUUGAGGUUCCUGUCGGGGAGGAAUUGGGUGGUGUGACCUGCCAAAGGAGGCGAGCUGACAGAGAGCAGCAACACCGAUCCAUCAGCCAGAGGACGACCUCCCAGUAUGAUUAUUUGGAUCCGCUACCACCUCAGCAAAAUAAUUAUCUGAGAAGUGCAAUGGGGGGCUCCGCCAGAGGUUCUCUGCUGGAGUCAGAAAGUGCUUUUAUCGAUCCCAUGGGUGAGGCCUUCCCAGUGGCUCCCACCCCAGAGCAGCAGAGGAUGCCUCAGCUGUCGGCUAGGGAGAGGAGAAGGUUGGCCAAACUCGCAUACGUCCCCCAGGAGGUUGCCAUCUCCAGGGAAGCCGUUGGUCAGCCAGAUAGCUACUAUCUCAAGUCAAAGAGCAGCCGGACCUGGGAGGCGGAGGCAGCUAGAGCCAGGAGCGCGAAUAAGGCCGGGAGACUGAUGGCUAUCAGGCAUCGGGGCGACACGGCAGGAGCAGCAGGGCUCUCUGAUGACGAAGGAGAUCCUGCCUCUCCUCAGGGGACCUUCCAUCACAUCUCCAUGGAAACGGAUCCCUGGACCCGGCCUGGUACGUCCGACACAUUGAAGUGGUUAAUGGAGGAGUCGUCGCAGAGGUAGCAGCCGACCUUGCAAGACUCUGUUCAACCUUGCAAGACUCUAUCCGUCCCCCCACCCCAACCUUCGUUCAGUCUGUCACAGCUGGUUUUUAUCAAGAAUACUGCUCACUCUUCCCUUUGUCUGGAUUUUAGUUGCAUUUUACUUGAGACUGUGCGAAGAGAUGCUUUAUGGUGAUAUGGUUGUCUACAAGGGUGAGUGUGGAAAGUUACCCAAUAAAUUAUAUUGAUAAUAAUAAACAGCUUGGAUUUGUUUAGCUGUAUCUUACAGCCACCUAUGAAAAGCCACCAGAGCCAUAGAACUGUCACCUUCCUGUCAGUGCCAUCAAGUGCUCUCCAACAGUUCUUCCCCAUUGGAUAUAUCAGAUCACCCAACUUAACGGA